Bombina bombina (fire-bellied toad) is the source of this 4232-nucleotide messenger RNA. RefSeq names its product acyl-CoA synthetase short chain family member 1 (gene ACSS1). NCBI's taxonomy places the organism in Eukaryota, Metazoa, Chordata, Amphibia, Anura, Bombinatoridae. Bases 170 to 2269 code for a protein of 699 amino acids. The transcript has 14 exons. The record is from RefSeq and is a predicted model, not a curated record. Gene Ontology annotation, cellular component: mitochondrion. Gene Ontology annotation, molecular function: acetyl-CoA synthetase activity; AMP binding.
GCAGAUAUCUUCAGCAGAGUAAUCAUUACAGCUGGGACACUGCUCACACGUUUAUAAUCAUCAUCACUGCUUAUAUUUUACAAGCAGUAAAUGUUAUGCAAAAGCAGAAUUCAUUUUCCGGAAUAGAAUUGUAUAGUACUGAAAAUAAUUUAUAAAGAUCAGUAUCAAUAUGGCUGCAAAACUCACAAGCAGAAAACUUCUGCAACACAUUUUCAACAAGCAUUACUUUCCUGCAAGACUUUGGAGAAAUUCUGUGGUCAGGUACUGUGUCUCCUUCCAGAAACAGAAGCUACAAUCUGAGCAUGUUGCUAACCCAACAUUUGAUGUCCAGUCUUAUAUGCCUGAAGCUGCUGCAUUGUCAAAUGUGCAAACUUACCAAGAACUUCAGCAAUUUUCAGUUCAAAACCCUGAGACUUUUUGGGGUGUGCUGGCUAGGGAGAGACUGACUUGGGUGAAACCAUACCAGAUAGUCAAGGACUGUGACUUUACUCAGGGCAGAGUCAGAUGGUUCCUUGGUGGUCAACUCAAUGUGUCUGUGAACUGCCUAGAUAAACAUGUCCACCAGUGUCCAGAAAGAACUGCGUUGAUUUGGGAACGGGAUGAACCAGGAACUGAAGUCUACAUCACAUACAGAGAGCUGUUAGAUACAACAUGCCGAAUUGCCAACACACUGAAGAAGUACGGAGUGCAGAAAGGUGACAGAGUGGCCAUUUACAUGCCUGUUUCUCCAAUGGCUGUAGCGUCUAUGCUAGCUUGUGCCAGAAUUGGUGCUGUGCAUACUGUUGUUUUUGCUGGAUUCAGCGCAGAAUCAUUGGCAGGCAGGAUCAAUGAUGCUAAUUGCAAAGUAGUCAUCACAUGUAAUCAAGGAGUGAGAGGUGGACGUGUGACAGAGCUGAAGAAGACAGUAGAUGAUGCUGUCAAAGUGUGCCCGACAAUCAAGCAUGUCUUUGUGUCUCAGAGAACCAACAACAAAGUCAACAUGGGUAAUCUCGACAUACCGCUUGAGGAAGAGAUGGCCAAGGCAGAUUCUACCUGCACACCUGAAACUAUGAACAGCGAAGACAUGCUUUUUAUGCUGUAUACUUCCGGCAGCACUGGAAAGCCAAAGGGCAUUGUACAUACCCAGGCAGGUUAUCUGCUCUAUGCUGCCCUAACACACAAGUAUGUGUUUGACUACAAACAAGGAGAUGUAUUUGGGUGCGUGGCAGACAUUGGCUGGAUUACAGGACACAGCUAUGUUGUAUAUGGGCCACUAUGUAACGGAGCCACUACUGUUCUGUUUGAAAGUACUCCAACUUACCCCGACCCAGGUCGAUAUUGGGAGACUGUAGAAAGGUUAAAGAUUAACCAGUUUUAUGGAGCACCAACUGCGAUACGUCUUCUGCUUAAAUAUGGAGAUGAAUGGGUGCAUAAAUAUAACAGAUCUUCACUGAAAACGUUAGGAUCAGUUGGUGAGCCAAUAAACCAUGAGGCUUGGGAAUGGUUUAAUAAUGUUGUUGGAGAGAAGAGAUGCACACUUGUGGAUACCUGGUGGCAGACAGAAACCGGUGGAAUCUGCAUCUCUCCACGCCCAUCUGAAGAAGAUGCUGAGGUCAUUCCAGCGAUGGCUAUGAGGCCAUUUUUUGGAAUUCAACCUAUACUUGUAGAUGAAAAUGGUAGAAGUAUACAGGGAGGGGAUGUUUCUGGAGCAUUAUGUAUUGCACAACCAUGGCCUGGCAUGGCCCGAACUAUAUUUGGAGAUCAUCAGAGAUUUGUUGAUGCUUACUUCAAAACAUAUCCAGGAUAUUAUUUCACUGGUGAUGGAGCCCACAGAUCAAAAGAAGGUUAUUACCAGAUAACAGGUCGCAUGGAUGAUGUCAUAAACAUUAGCGGUCACAGGUUGGGCACAGCAGAAAUUGAAGAUGCUAUGGAUGAACAUCCUGAUGUGCCUGAAACUGCUGUGAUUGGCUAUCCACAUGAUAUUAAAGGAGAAGGUGCAUUUGCUUUUGUGGUAUUAAAAGAAGAAAGUGACAUCCCAGAACAUUCAAUUAAAGAACAACUAAGAACUAUUGUAGCAACCAAGAUAGCAAAAUAUGCAGUUCCUGAUCAUAUCCUGAUUGUGAAACGACUCCCCAAAACACGGUCUGGAAAAAUUAUGAGGCGGGUGCUGAGGAAAAUUGCUACUGGUCAUGUUGAUGAUCUGGGUGACAUAACAACACUGGAGGAUCCAAGCGUGAUCACAGAAAUAUUAGAGGCACACAAAAAAUACAAGGAACAAGAGUCAGCUUAAUAGCACAGAGUCAAAAUACUUCUUUAGGUCACUCAGAAUUCUUGUCGCACAAUUUAUAUGAUGCAAACUGCACCUUGCACACCCUGCAUCUUGUAUGGCCUAUAUUAUAUUAACUUAUUGCAAGGACUUGCCUUAGCUAUAUGAACAAUUGGUGGCAGAGAACAUUGAUAUUCAAUAUAUUUAAUAUAAAUAGAGGCCUCUUCUUGCACAUUAGGUUUUUAUUGGAUUGUUUGUGGUAAACCAUAAAUGUCACUAUUUAGAACGCAUCUAUUAUUGUACUAAUUAAAAAGCUUCUUUUUUUAUCUAUAUAUCUGUAAAAAAGACAGAGUAUUGUUUUGGUUUUCACCAAGUUAAAAGGACAUAAAACUCAACAUUUUUCUUGGAUGAUUCAGAUGGAGCAUGCACUAAAUUUAAAGGGCCAUAAUACCCAAAUGUUUAAACACUUGAAAGUGAUGCCGCAUAGCUGUAAAAAGCUGACUAGAAAAUAUCUCCUGAACAUCUCUAUGUAAAAAAGGAAGAUAUUUUACCUCAAAAGUUCCUCAGUAGCCACAUCCCAUUGUAAAGGAUUUCUAAGCAGCAUUUUAGUCUGUCUGUCCUGGGACAGCUGAAAGGAUGAGCCUCGUGAACUCUCAUAUUAUUUCACCAAUCAGGUAAAGGAAGCUUACUAUGAAAUCUCAUGAGAGUUAAGUCAAAUCUCAUGAGAUCACAGUAAGAAUUCAUGACCUCAGCAUUGCUGAUGCUGAUUGGCUGCUGUUCAUUUCUUCAUUUUUUAUUUUUUUUUACCUGCAGCUGAGUAUAGCUUUUUACACAGAACUUACUAUUCUGAGCUGAGGAGAUUGUGAGGUAAAGUAUCUUCCUUUUUUACAUAGAGAUGCUCAGGUGAUAUUUUCCUGUCAGCUUUUUACAGUUAUACUGCAUCAGUUUCAAGUGAUUUAGCAUAUGAGUAUUAUGUCCCUUUAAAUAAAAAAACAACUUUGUUUCUUUCUCUUUAUAUUAUUUGUUUAAGACCAUACCUAGGUAGGCUUAGGAGCAUGCACAAGUCUGGAGCAAUAUCUGACAGCGGUUUUGCAUCAAUGCUUUUAACAAUGUUAUACACUUGUAAGCACUAGAUGUCAGCAGUGUUUGCCCAAUGUACUGUAGAACAUUGUUAAAAUCAUUGAUGGAAAGCUGCUGUCAUAUAGUGCUAUAGACACAUGCACGCUCCUGAGCUACAACACUAGAUACCAAAUUAAUUUUAUAAUGAAAAUAAAAGGAAAGGUUUUUUUGUUUCUUUAUUUUAAUGUAUACUUUAUCCGAAUCAAAUACAAAUUUGGGUAUUCUUGUCCCUUUAAUAUCAAGCUCUGCUUAGGAGAAAGCAUGUGCACAAUUUUGUAGAUUAAAAAAGUAACUUCCAUUAACCAUAGUUAACAAAAAAUGUUUAAAUAUAUAUUUAAAAAAAAACUUCUGUGACAUUACAUGGAUAUUUUAAAACAUUUUGGGGAAUCCACAACUUAGUACUGUUUUUCUAAGUACAAAACAGCUGUGUGUGGGUAGGUAUACUGAUGUAUUUUUACUCUCUUUGUAGUUAGCUGUAUUAUAACUGCAGUCUCAAGUGCUGAAAUGAUAGUUUUAGAUUUACAAAUGAAACACUACUUUUUACCUUUUAAUAUUCCAAUAAGAAUUUCUGGGUUGAAAUGUAAGCUUUGUGUUCCUAGGAAUAUUGUGCUUGAUUUAUUUCAUGAACUAUAGGUUCACAUACAAGUGUAUUAUUUGCCUCCUGGACUAUCCAUAAUGGAGUGUUUUUGGCCUUGAACUUGGGUCCAAUCUACACUUGAUCAAUUUUUAAAUCACUGUGAGAUUUCUUUGCAUUUUUUUAAAUUAUAAUUAUACCUGUCCAGUUCAGCUUUAUGCAAAAUGAUUCAAAACUGAAAACGCACAAAUAAAUGCAUAGGAAGAUCAAAUAAAAUGUAUAUAAAUGCUGUCA